Molecule: messenger RNA, 1237 nt
Organism: Olea europaea var. sylvestris
Lineage: Eukaryota; Viridiplantae; Streptophyta; Magnoliopsida; Lamiales; Oleaceae
Product: 2-hydroxyisoflavanone dehydratase-like
Exons: 2
Coding region: 168-1136 (322 amino acids)
Molecular function (GO): hydrolase activity
Source: RefSeq, a predicted model, not a curated record
CAAACCAAUCAAAUUAAACCCCAAUCUUUACGGCCCCUACAAUUUUUCUUCACAAUUACGCAGGAUUUUUCUUUACGGAAUCUCUUGGCAUGUACAGUUCACCGACAAAUGUUUAGUUUAUAAAUCUAACGCUAUCUACUGAUUUUCUUUCUAUCAACCACAUUGCCAUGGCUUCGGACACCAACAAAGAGGUUCUCAUCGACCUCUCUCCAGUCAUCAAACUAUAUAAAGAUGGCACCGUCGAGAGGCUCAUUGAUUCACCCUAUGUUCCUCCGUCGCCGGAUGACGCUGCCACUGGCGUAGUUUCUAAAGACUUGAACAUUACGCCAGUGGUUCAAGCCAGACUAUACCUCCCAACACUCACAGAACCAAAACAAAAGCUCCCAGUUUUGGUUUAUUACCAUGGCGGUGGAUUUUGCAUCGGAUCCGCCUUCAAUUCCCUCGAGAAACGUUACAUUAGCAUGUUAGCGGCCGAAGCAAAAGCUUUAAUCGUUUCUGUUGAAUACCGGCUCGCCCCUCAACACCCUUUGCCUAUAGCAUAUGAAGAUUCCUGGACUGGUCUUCAAUGGGUAUCUUCGCACGUUACUGAAAAACCGGGCAUCGAAAAGGAACCAUGGCUAACUGAACACAGUGAUUUCAGUAAAAUCUAUAUAGGUGGCGACAGUGCUGGAGGCAAUAUAGUUCAUAAUAUUCUUCUCCGAGCUGGGGCAGAACCUUUGCCCGGGGAUGUGAAAAUUGUGGGCGCAUUCCUGUCUCAUCCUUACUUCUGGGGAUCAAAGCCAAUCGGGUCCGAAACAAAAGAAGAAAUUGAGCAGAAUGUAGCAUGUAAGAUGUGGUUAUUUGCUUAUCCGUCAGCUCCUGGUGGGAUUGACAAUGCGAUGAUCAAUCCAUUUGUAGAAGAUGCGCCGAGUUUAUCGGGGCUGGGGUGUUCAAGGCUGCUGGUUUGUGUAGCAGAGAAGGAUCCAUUUAGGUCGAGAGGAGUUCUUUAUGUUGAGACUGUAAAGAAAAGUGGCUGGAAUGGGGAGGUGGAGAUGGUGGAGGUUGAAGGAGAAGAUCAUUGCUUCCAUAUGUUCAAUCCUGAAACAGAGAAAGCAAAGGAUCUGAUCAAGCGCUUGGCUUCUUUUAUUUCAUACUGAGAUUAUAUUACUCAUGUUUUUCUUUCUUCUGUUUAUGUUGUUAUCAUCAUCUUCUUGUGGAAAUAAAAUUGUCGGACGAAUAUUUUCAUCCUUCUGUGUAA